Molecule: messenger RNA, 1113 nt
Organism: Tinamus guttatus (white-throated tinamou)
Lineage: Eukaryota; Metazoa; Chordata; Aves; Tinamiformes; Tinamidae
Source: RefSeq, a predicted model, not a curated record
AUGACACGUAACCGGGCGCUGCACGAGCCCAGCCGAGCGCCUGCUUCGGUCGAUGAAUCUGAGCUCCUCACCGUCCCAGAUGGAUGGAAAGAGCCGGCCUUCACCAGAGAGGACAAUCCUAGAGGGCUGCUGGAAGAAAGCAGUUUUGCAACGUUAUUCCCAAAGUACAGAGAAGCGUACUUGAAAGAGUGCUGGCCACUGGUCCAGAAAGCCUUGAGCGAACACUUUGUGAAUGCAACGCUGGAUCUGAUUGAAGGUAGCAUGACUGUCACUACCACUAAGAAGACUUUUGAUCCCUAUGCAAUCAUCAGGGCUAGAGAUUUAAUAAAACUUCUAGCAAGAAGUGUUCCAUUUGAACAGGCAGUCCGCAUCCUACAGGAUGAUGUUGCAUGUGAUAUCAUUAAAAUAGGAUCUUUAGUAAGAAAAAGAGAAAGCUUUAUAAAAAGAAGAGGACGACUUCUUGGGCCAAAAGGAUCUACUUUGAAGGCCCUGGAACUGUUAACAAACUGUUAUAUUAUGGUGCAAGGAAACACUGUCUCAGCCCUUGGACCUUUCAGUGGGCUAAAGGAGGUUAGAAAAGUUGUUCUGGACACAAUGAAGAAUAUACAUCCCAUAUAUAACAUCAAGACUUUGAUGAUCAAAAGGGAAUUAUCAAAAGAUCCUGAACUGAGAUCACAAAAUUGGGAAAGGUUUUUGCCGAAGUUCAAACGGAAGAACUUGAAGAAACGGAAGGAGCCAAAGAAGAAGAACGUUAAGAAGGAGUAUACACCAUUCCCACCUCCACAGCCAGAAAGUCAGAUUGAUAAGGAAUUGGCAAGUGGCGAAUACUUCUUGAAAGAAAGUCAGAAGAAACGAAAGCGAUUAGAAGAGAUAAAGGCAAAACAAGCAGAUGCAAUUAAGAAAAGACAAGAAGAAAGAAAUAAAGCUUUUAUUCCACCAAAGGAAAAACCAGUUGUGAAAGCCAAGAAAGCCUCCACUGAGAAGAAAAUUGAUAUUGAAGCUAUAAAGGAAAAAGUAAAGAAUGCAAAGAAGAAGAAAUUAGGAGCGCUUCCAGUGGAAGAAGUCAAACUGAAGAUUGCAGCAGAUGAAAAGAAAAAAAAGAAAAAGAAAUAA